AGAGAAUAAGAGAGAGAAGGAUGGGAGGAGACAGUGAAGCAUGAUUUCUAUUAAUUCCGUCGGUCUCGAGUGGCGGUUUUGAGUAAGUCGGGGGAGGUGACAGCAAGCCCGAAGUGAACAGAAGAGCACACAAAGCAUCCAAAGCUCGCAUAAAGAACACGAGGAAGGCAACAAAAAGCAAGCAAGCAUGCAGCCCAUAUCAGUCGCCCAUUCGUCCGGCCGCGGUGAGGUGAUGUCAAAAGGUGUAGAAGAGGCCAAGAAUAGACGGAGAAGCUUGAAGACUGUUGAUGGAGAAGGAGAGUUUCAUGGACAUGCUGGGCUCAGAGGAGGGAAAGGAUCAUCUGUUCUCUCCACCCUCUUGUCUCUCAUCUCCCUCCUCCUCCUCCUCCUGCUACUCCUCUUCAACGUCAGCACAGAUGCUAUGGUGUGGUGGGAAGGAGGAAGAUGCUGUUGCAGUACUUUAUGGGGUUCCUCAGAUAUCAACUGACUCUUCUCUGUCUUCCCCCUCCUCUUCUCCACCUUCCACCACCAUCAGUACUUGCAAGUCUCCAAAUAAGACGAAAGUGGGAAGAGGGCGAAGAACAACAAGUGUGACAGCCACCAAAUUCAACACUACCAAGAAGCCCAAGACAGCAGGCUCAUCCUGUCCAGGCACGAUCAUGGUGAGGAAAGACAAGUUAGGGGAAAGAAUUAUGGCACUGCAGCAGCUGGUCUCUCCAUUCGGCAAGUCUGAUACGGCUUCGGUUCUGCAUGAAGCCCUGGGGUACAUCCGAUUCCUGCACGACCAAGUCCAGGUUCUGAGUUCUCCAUACCUGCAACGCCUGCCGUCCUCUGCUCACCUGCAUGAAGGGAGAGAGAAGAAUGAUCUGAGGAGCCGGGGGCUGUGCCUGGUCCCAGUGGCGAGCACCGAGCACGUGGCGAGGAGCAACGGUGCCGAUCUGUGGUCGCCGGCCGCCCAUGGGAAGUAGCAGCAGCAGAGACGCUCCUCCUCUUCCCUGGAGUUAGCAGGCAAAAGCCUCGUUUCUUGAAGCUCCUCCUGUUUUGAUUUCCUUGCUACCAACAACUCCCUCUCGGGCUGCUCAUUCCUUUGCACUUCCCAGUUGCAGAAAGAAAGUAUAUCGAUCGCGCUACGACGUCUAAUUCAAUCAUAGAUUGAAUUACUGCAUAUUAGAGUUUAAUAUAAUUUGGAAUCUUUUCUGAA
Musa acuminata AAA Group (dessert banana) is the source of this 1201-nucleotide messenger RNA. RefSeq names its product transcription factor bHLH113. Bases 288 to 968 code for a protein of 226 amino acids. Gene Ontology annotation, molecular function: protein dimerization activity; DNA-binding transcription factor activity, RNA polymerase II-specific; RNA polymerase II cis-regulatory region sequence-specific DNA binding. Gene Ontology annotation, biological process: regulation of transcription by RNA polymerase II. Gene Ontology annotation, cellular component: nucleus. Lineage: Eukaryota; Viridiplantae; Streptophyta; Magnoliopsida; Zingiberales; Musaceae. The record is from RefSeq and is a predicted model, not a curated record. The transcript has 7 exons.